AUAUAAAAAUUUAAAAUGGUUUCAAAUACGAUGGAUUCAAUAUUUGGCAACAAUAUCUGCGUCAUUAUCCAUGUUUAUAACUGGAAUGCAUUUCGUAUGGUCAUCCCCAUCUUUACCCAAAUUAUAUGCUAAUGAGUCUCAAAUUCACAUAAGUAUAGAAGAAGGAUCAUGGAUCGCCUCAACGGAAUUAUUAACCAACAUACCAGGUAGCCUGAUUGGAGCUAUUCUGGCUGAUUACUUAGGAAGGAAAAAAUCGAUCCUUAUCACAACACUCCCCUAUUUAAGUAGCUGGCUCCUGAUUGCAUAUGGAAAAGAUAUCAAAACACUCUUAACAGCCAAAUUUUUGGUAGGAAUAGCUGAUGGUAUUACUUACACAAUAUUACCUAUGUAUGUAGGAGAAAUUGCCGAAGAUGAUAUUCGUGGAAAAUUAGGCAAUUGUAUGACGGUGAUGUUUGACAGUGGAUCAUUAUUUUUAUACAGUGUUGCACCAUGGAUCUCAAUUCAAUCGAUGGCCCAGAUUGGAUCGAUAUUUCCAAUAAUAUUAUGCAUACUGAUAAUUUUUAUGCCUGAAACUCCCUAUUAUUUGCUAAUGAAAGAAAAAAUUCCUGAAGCAAAAGAAUCAUUACAACUAUUACGGCAAUAUUCAUCAAAUAUCGAUACCGAAUUCAACGAAAUGCGGAAAAUUGUUGAAUUCCAAACUCAUCAAACAUCAAACUGGUCCGAUUUAUAUAUGAACCCUGGUUAUUUUAAGGGAAUACUUAUCAUAAUGGGUGUAAAAACAUUACAACAAAUGAGUGGUAUUUACGCUAUUAUGGUAUAUUCCGAAAUAAUAUUCGAAGAAGCUGAUGGUAUUUUUUCUGGUGCAAUUUCAUCGAUUAUAUUUGGAACAUUUUUACUUAUCAGUGGAAUUUGUGGAUUAUUAAUAAUUGAUAAAAUCGGACGACGUCCGUUACUGGUAUUUUCAUUUUUGGGAUGUUUUCUGGCACUUAUCACUCAAACCAUAUAUUUUUACUUUCAAUAUUACAAUCUAUGUGAUUUAAGUAUGGCUAGUUGGGUCCCGAUUUCCGCAAUGUUGGUCUAUAUUAUUUCGUAUGGUAUAGGGCUAGGACCAAUACCCAUGACAUAUAUUGGCGAAAUGUUUCCCACUAAUAUAAAAGCAAAGGCAUUAUGUUUUUUGGAUAUAUAUUUUGGAUUAAUUGAGUUUAUAGUCGUUAAAAAUUAUCAAAUUAUGGCUAAUUAUUUUGGAAGUUAUAUUCCGUUUGCAAUAUUUUCUAUGUCUUGUUUAAUUGGAAUACCAUUUGUCUUAUAUUGUAUUCCAGAAACGAAAGGAUGUUCUUUAGAUUAUAUCCAAAAUAUUUUGGGAAAUAACAAUAUUUCAAACGAGAAAAAUACAAAGCAUGUAGAAAUUACAAAAUUGUAAUAGUGUUUUUGAUUGCACAAAAAAAAAUGUCGUGAUGGAUAGGCUAUGGGGAUAAGAAGUCUUCCAAGGUUUAUACGCGAGAAGAUGUACGUAGGGGCAAAUUAACGUACGUUUAGAAAAAAGAAUAUGUAAGUGUUUUUGUUUUCACUGAAAUUUAUUGGAAGGCAAAUUUCUUUCAUUUGUGUACAAAGCUACCAGUUAUAAAAUUUUGCUAAGAGUUUGGACUUUUGUUUAAAAAUUCCUUGACGUGAAACUAAAGACACAGUGAUUCUUGUACUUCUUAACGUGAGUCGAACUUUCUCUGAUCUCUGAUUUCAUUGUUUUUAUGGCAAAACGUUGUCUUUAUGAGGAACGUUGUUUAACGUUCGCAAUCGUUCCAUUUAAAAACUAAUUUCAUUAAUAUUAAAACUUAAAAGAGUGGGAUGAAUUUCAAAUCUUGAGAAAAAAGUAGAUUUAUCAGCAAGUAGCCCAUUGACUAAUGAAUUCCAAAGAAGCUUUGGUAUCAUUAAAACUUGAUUUUCAAAUUAAGUAACCGUAGCCACCUCUCCAGAUUUGAUCGGGAGACUCCCGAAAUCGUAUAGUCUCUUUCGAUUUCCGAUAUCAACAUAAUUUCGAUAAAAAAGUUCAGUUCAGUAAAAAUAGUAUAUUACACACCUAGGGAGCAAAAGUAAAGAAUGUUUCAGAUCGGAAGCAAUAGUAAAAAUGUCUCGCGAAGCUUCAGGCGACAGUGAACAUGAGAUCUGAGACAUUAUUCAUUUGCCCCCGUGGUGUGUAUAUUAUUUUUCUCCCCGACGGAUGCGGAAAGCGGCAACUUCGUUUUGCAC
Molecule: messenger RNA, 2244 nt
Organism: Chrysoperla carnea
Lineage: Eukaryota; Metazoa; Arthropoda; Insecta; Neuroptera; Chrysopidae
Product: facilitated trehalose transporter Tret1-like
Exons: 2
Coding region: 71-1420 (449 amino acids)
Biological process (GO): transmembrane transport
Cellular component (GO): membrane
Molecular function (GO): transmembrane transporter activity
Source: RefSeq, a predicted model, not a curated record